Leptonychotes weddellii (Weddell seal) is the source of this 533-nucleotide messenger RNA. The record is from RefSeq and is a predicted model, not a curated record. NCBI's taxonomy places the organism in Eukaryota, Metazoa, Chordata, Mammalia, Carnivora, Phocidae.
AGAUGUGGAGCAGACAGGCCCCAGAAUGACCAGAGGAGUUGAGAAUCAUGGCUGCGGGAAAAUUUGUGAGCCUUCCCAGAAACAUGCCGGUGAAUCACCAGUUCCCUCUAGCCUCGUCCAUGGACCUUCUGAGCAGCAAGUCCCCUCCGGCUGAGCAUCACACAGAUGCCUAUCAAGACGUGUCUAUACAUGGUACCCUCCCACGGAAGAAAAAAGGCCCUCCUCCCAUCAGGUCCUGUGAUAACUUCAGUCACAUGGGGACUCUGCCCCAUUCCAAGUCCCCACGGCAGAACUCCCCUCUGACCCCGGCCAUCAUCCAGGAGCACCCCCUGCAAGACUGGAAAGGGGAAACCUUCACCUUCAGGGAUCAGCAUCUUCUGGACCCAACUCUGGAAUAUGUGAAGUUCUCCAAGGAGAGGCACAUUAUGGACAGGACCCCCGAGCGGCUGAAGAAGGAGCUGGAGGAGGAGUUGCUGCUGAGCGGCGAGGACCUGCGAAGCCACGCCUGGUACCAUGGACGCAUCCCCCGCCAG